This is a messenger RNA of Leopardus geoffroyi (Geoffroy's cat), 1593 nucleotides long. RefSeq names its product interferon induced transmembrane protein 10 (gene IFITM10). The record is from RefSeq and is a predicted model, not a curated record. NCBI's taxonomy places the organism in Eukaryota, Metazoa, Chordata, Mammalia, Carnivora, Felidae. Gene Ontology annotation, cellular component: plasma membrane. The transcript is spliced from 5 exons. The coding region runs from base 1 to 1107 and encodes 368 amino acids.
AUGCAGCUGCACGGCCAGGAGGUUUUAAGGGAUGAACAGGAGUUUGUGAGCAGCUGGGAUCAGUGGCUCCGGACCCUUGCCGGGAGCCCACCCCCUGCAGAAGGAGGCAGCCUCAAGGCAGUCUGGAGCAGGCCCCCGGGGGCCAGGAGGACUCCUGUGCAGACCAGCUCUGUUGGCCGCUGCCUGCAGCCUGCCUGCCUAGAGCAGCGUGGGGCGGGGCCUGGGGCAGGCCCCCACCCUGCGGGCGGGAGGAGGCGGGGAGGUGGCUGCGGCCGCCGGCGCCGUGAGUCAGGCUGGGGCUGCAGCCGCGCGGCCGGCCUGGCGCUGCGGAGGGAGCUCAGGAGCGGGGACAGCGGCGCCGCCAGCCCCGCGUGCUCCCCCCGCCGAGGCUGGGCCGCCGGGACGCGGAGCGGCCGGGCAGACAGCGAGCCGCGGGCCGGCGGAAGGACGCGCGGACCGCGGUGCAGGGAUCCGCCUGCCCGCCCGCCCAGGAGUCGCCAGCAGGCCCAGGGCCCAGGCCAGUGCCCAGCCCCGCUGGGAGCCCCGGCCAGCACCACGGACGGCGCCCAGGAAGCCCGAGUCCCCCUGGACGGGGCCUUCUGGAUUCCGAGGCCCCCGGCAGGCUCCCCGAAGGGUUGCUUUGCCUGCGUGUCCAAGCCCCCGGCUCUGCAGGCUCCAGCGGCCCCGGCCCCUGAGCCCUCGGCAUCGCCCCCCAUGGCGCCCACCCUGUUCCCCAUGGAAUCCAAGAGCAGCAAGACGGACAGCAUGCGGGCUUCUGGCGCCCCCCAGGCCUGCAAACACCUGGCCGAGAAGAAGACCAUGACGAACCCCACAACGGUCAUCGAGGUCUACCCGGACACCACCGAGGUCAACGACUACUACCUGUGGUCCAUCUUCAACUUCGUCUACCUCAACUUCUGCUGCCUGGGCUUCAUUGCGCUGGCCUACUCCCUCAAAGUUCGAGACAAGAAGCUUCUCAAUGACCUGAAUGGAGCAGUGGAAGACGCCAAGACCGCCCGGCUGUUCAACAUCACCAGCUCUGCCCUGGCGGCCUCUUGUAUCAUCCUCGUCUUCAUUUUCCUGCGGUACCCGCUCACCGACUACUAGGACCCCGCCGGGCGCCGCCGGCCGUGGAGACGAAGCCCCGAGACACGUCCGUUGUCAUGACUGAUGCGACACGGGAUGCGGAGUGGUUGGGGCAGAGCAGGGCGCGGGCCCUGGGACCCCCCCGAAGCUGUGAAGCGGGCAGCGAGGCCGCCAGAAGCUCCGCACAGUAAGGGGGCAGCGAGCUUCGGGCCAGCCCACCCUCUCUGCCUCUGCCCGUUCCCAGGGUCUGGGUUUCUCCCUGUGUUGCCGCACCCUGGCUUCCAGCGGCUGCCCCCCGCCCCGCCCUCCUGUGCCCCACCCAGGCUCCUGGGGCCCCUCUGGCCCGACACCCAGCAAGAAGGGCUUCUGUGGGAGCUCCCCGGCUUGGGGGGGCUGCCAGCAUCUGGGGACUCACUCUCUCCUCUCCGACCCCACCUCCUCCAAGCUGUGACCCUGCUCAGAACUCUUGUAUCUGUGAACUUUCAAUAAAAUACCUGUCUGGCUCCA